Messenger RNA from Oncorhynchus kisutch (coho salmon), 1104 nucleotides. Its product is annotated as eukaryotic translation initiation factor 3 subunit K. Lineage: Eukaryota; Metazoa; Chordata; Actinopteri; Salmoniformes; Salmonidae. The record is from RefSeq and is a predicted model, not a curated record. Gene Ontology annotation, cellular component: cytoplasm; eukaryotic translation initiation factor 3 complex. The transcript is spliced from 8 exons. Gene Ontology annotation, biological process: regulation of translational initiation. Gene Ontology annotation, molecular function: ribosome binding; translation initiation factor activity. Bases 326 to 988 code for a protein of 220 amino acids.
CAGGCUCCUCGGUGCAUUCACGUCAUUCGAAACGCUCGUCAAUGAUAAUUAUAGUGCAUAUAUUUGGCCAUUCGUCUAUAUGUUCACAAAUGAAACAUACUGAUUUGUUGAUCAUAUGCUGUCUCCAAUGCAUUUUCAGCGACAUGUUCUGCAGUUUUUAACUAGUGGUCCGUCAGUAAACUAACUUCCUGUUUACGUCAAGUCACCACAGCCCUUUCCGUUCCAAGACAUUUACGCUCCACUCACUCGCUUUUCCACUUCUCGGUCCACGUGCAGAUUUCUUCAAAUUUAGCACCAAAAAGACCGCAAUACGAGUUUGGAUCAAAUGGCGUCUUCAUUCGAGCAGAUGAGAGCCAACGUGGGAAAGCUCUUACGAGGAAUUGAUAGAUACAACCCAGAGAACCUUGCAACAUUGGAACGCUACGUGGAAACACAAGUUAAAGAGAAUGCAUACGACCUAGAGGCCAAUUUGGCUAUCCUCAAAUUGUACCAGUUCAACCCUGCUUACUUCCAGGUCACAGUGACGUCGCAAAUUCUGCUCAAGGCCCUGACCAACCUACCACACACAGACUUUACUCUGUGCAAGUGCAUGAUUGACCAGACACACCAGCAGGAGGAGCGCCCCAUAAGGCAGAUCCUGUACCUGGGGAACCUCCUGGAGACCUGCCAUUUCCAGUCCUUCUGGUCCAGCCUGGAGGAGAACAGGGAAUUCAUUGAUGGCAUCACAGGCUUUGAGGACUCAGUGCGCAAAUUUAUCUGCCAUGUGGUUGGAAUCACAUACCAGAACAUUGAGCAUCGACUUCUAGCUGAGAUGCUGGGUGACCCCCUUGACACACAGGUGAAGGUGUGGAUGAGCAAGUACGGGUGGACGGAGAAUGAGGAAGGGCAGAUCUUCAUCUUUAACCAGGAGGAGAGUGUCAAGCCCAAGAACAUUGUGGAGAAGAUUGACUUUGAGAGUGUAUCCAGCAUCAUGGCCACAUCUCAGUGAUACCCAGACGCAUCUGCACACUCAAUGCACAAUAGAAAAAAAAUCGGCCGGACAGCAGUACAUAUUCCUCAAACCAACCUUUUACAAUAAAUGUUAAUUAUCCAUUCAAAAUCAGA